GUCCUGGGCUGGUGUCGGCUUGCAGCUAGCUAGCGGUGUCUUCGAGUUGCACUUGCAGCCUCGAUACGUAGGUAGAUCUACGUAAAUGUACAAUGUAGAUCAUUAUUUUGCUCUGUGACUCCCUGGUUCAAAUACGACUGACUUCGUCCGAAGAUACUACAAUUGAAUUCUUCUUGGAGCGAGUGGGAUAUUCGCGGCCUUGUCUCCUCUUCUCCAUCACCAAGCAGGACCAGAUACAGUAAUCAGACGACAGCGCGUACUCCGAGUACGGCUCUCAUGCCGUAAGUUGCGAGUUGAGUCAGGUCUACCUACAACCCUAGCCUACAGUUCUCCGCGAUGGAGCACACGGACGAAAGUCCGUUGCUGUUAGAGGAGAUUCGUGCCGACUACCUCGGUCAGUUGCACACUGCGUUCGGCACUGCGGAGGACAUUCGCGGACGCGUGCGAAGGAGGCGAGGAGAGCGACACGUGCGUGGCCACGACUCGGUACCUACCAGAUCCCGCCUUGGUGGUUUGGCUUCCAAGCAUGGAAACUCCAGCGUAGCUGUGGUUCUCAGUGGCUUAUCAGGCGUUGGCAAGUCCAGCAUCACAGACACAUUUUCCAGGCAGGCUCAAGGACGGGGUCAUUAUGCGCGAGGUGUGCUGAGAAUCAAUGCGGCCAGUGCCUGUACUCUUCAGUCUUCAAUCCGGGAAUUGAUCAUCUCUGCUGGUGCAUCACAUCUUCUGCGUAGCACUUCUGACAUAGCAAGUGACAGGCACUGGUCUCAAGUUCUGGCUGCACUGCACCCUACUGCUGGUACGCUGUUCAUAGUGGACAAUGUGCAAGAUGAGAACAGUAUGAGGCUGUCUGAUUUCUCGUUGUCAGCAAUGUGGAAAGUACUGCUGCCAAACGCCAAUUUUCAACAUCAUUUGUUGAUCAUCAGUCAGUGCUCCAAUCUUCCUGCUUGUCUGUCUAGACAUAUCAGCCGUCAUAUUGAAGUCCUGCCACUCACGGGUGUCCAGUCUGCCUGGAUGUUGGCCAGACUCAAUCGAUCUCUGUGUGCUCACUGCGCACUGGUGUCCACUGGCCAGGAGCUGUGGUGUCAGCUCUACCAAACCUGCCGCUCCGGCUGCAACAUGUUACAGGCCCAGUGGCAGUGCUGCACACAUUGCUUGGCUGCACCGCUGCGAAACGCAGAGUCCAUGGCAUUUGCGACUCAAGUCCAGUCGGAUCGAUCACAGCGGCGCUGUUGCACGCAUCGAGCAGCAGUGGAGAGGAGUGGAAUGAACUGCAAGUGCAUCUUUAGACUAUUUUCUGAGCUGUUUGCCGAAUCUGAAAACGCCAAUGGAAUGCCACUGCUUAUUUCUUGCCUCGCAUUGCCAGCAUCUGAUGAAGCCGCGUCAAUACCAACACCAGUCAGUUCUCAAGUUGAUGGUAGAAGUCAAAAGACUGGGAAUUGCGAAACAAGCUCCGAACAGGACAUUUGGCGGAUGAGCUCGCAGCGGUUGUCGCAAGCUGCGAAGCAGCUACUAUGCCUGUGUGCGUUCUUGAAUCCCGAUCGGAUUUCUUCUACUUUGUUUUGUAGGGAUGAGAUAUGUGCACCAAUGCCCGGUGAGCUUCACAAUGUCCUGUCAGGGAAAUGUCAAAAUCAAGCAAGCAGCGCAGGUUGUGCAGGGCGCAAGGAAACGCUAGAUCUGCAUGGUGCUUCCCAUGUGCUUGCUGGACUCCUGUGCGAGCUGCGCUCAUUAUCGCUGGUUGGGUUUGUGAGCCCACUGAGACACAGCAGCAGGUCGCUUGGAGUCGCUCGACAUGACGUGGCAUAUGAGUUUUGUCUUCAUCGUGCCGUCCGUAAGUUGGUUCUGUCCGAGUUAUAUGGCAGCGCCCAGGCCGAUGAGUAUCUCCGUUGCUGUCUUAGCCUUCUCUGCUGGAACACUGCGUCAUGUCAAAGUAUCGUACAUCUGGAAAUCAACGUAUUCCCUCACAUUCUACAAGUCAACCCAACAUCAGUGCUGCGUAUGGCUCGGUACUGUGGUUAUUACCUGGCUACACCCAGCCUGGAUGCAACUGUUCUGCUUUCCCUGAUGCCCUCGGAAGAAUCACGGCUUUCCUGUGCACAUGUUUUGAAGGAACUGCUAGGCCACCUUUGGCACCACAAGUUCAUGUUGAAGUAUUUAAGUGAAGAUGUGGUCACUGACUUGACUCAUCUCAAGGUGACAACUCCCAGUGCUGUGUCUGUUGAUUUAUUUGACAGUGAAAAUGAAAAAAGAAUGUUGAAGCUCAUCGCUGAACGCAAGUGUGGGAGUAAAGAAGAAAAGUGGUGGACUGUGGCUAUAGCCGUCUUUUGCACCCUGCCACGGGACAUCGUGGUGGAGUUACUUGCCAUUGCUCUACCUUACUUGAUACAACUGAAAGUGAAGGAAAAUGCUCACGAUGGUUCUGAACACGCUACUAGCUGCUCUACCUAUACCUAUGCGUUUGCCUUCAGCACCGUGACACGUUUCCUGAGCAACUCUGUUGGCACUGACCCCGCAUUGCCGGCUGCAGAACUAGUAGGCAAUGACCUCCUGAAGUGGAUAGAGGAUUGCAUGAAACUGAUAGUGUUCAGUCGGUGCAAGGCUGAAGUCAUCAGGCGGGCACUCCACAAUGAGCGAUUUGGCGAGCGUCUCACUCACCUGCUAAACGUGGUGUGCAGGACAAACUUUAAUCUCUACAGUAGAGCUAGUGUCGAUACUGGUGAUGAUAUCGCGGUUGCUGAUACUGGUGAUGAUACCGCGGUUGCUGAUGCGUGGUCUGCUCAUGGCUUUUGCAAGAAAAUGCCAGCGGCAAUGAAGAAGAGUGUGAUCAAGGACCUACAUCAUGCCGACAUCCAGCUGGUGAGAUUAGUCACAGCGGUGGAAGAGAUGUACGGGGGCUCUUACAUAAGUGGCCAACUGUAUGUACCUCUGCUGGCUAUCGUCCUUUACUGGGUCGGCAUGGGUGAAACACGCCAUGCCAUUCCUGCACUCAACAGAGCUAUUGGCUAUCUACCACUGCAUUUCCCUUUGAAUGGGUCGCAGCUACACGUUCUUAUGCUGCGCUUGUUGGCAGGUGAAUCACGUUCGGCUUGCCAGUUCCUUGUAGAAACCGAACUUUACGACUGAAAAGCAUUUGCUGCCGAAGUAUCGGUGCAAUGAUCCGUGGACGGGAAUUCACUAGUCAUUUCAUGAGUCUUGCUCUGGCUGAUCAAAACACACACUGAUGCUGACCACUUUGUAUGCUGAAGAAAUCCAGUGAACAUUUUCUUUACUUUCCAAACAAUAUCUGGUAUUACCUUGUUCCAGAUACUGAGUGUACAUCUCUAGAACAAAGUGAUUACUAUGCAGUUGAACCUCCAAAUUGCAUGUCUUGUGGCACUCCAGAUUCUACAAUAUUUUUACUGCCUCUCUAGUGACAUAACGUGUUGACCUCACUAUAGCAGGGCAUUUUUUUUUAAGAUCAUAUCAUACAUAAUGUAUGCGCACAAUACUUGAAUAGAAACUGAUAAGUGCUUAUGUUCACAGUGCCCAGCAAGUUAACCUGACCUACAUAUUUUGGGCUGAGCCCAACUUUAAAAGUUGACCAUUGUGGUUACUGUGAUUGUGGCUUGAAGCUUCUGAUGCUUCAUGGAUGAGCUACCUUCUAUUUUCAGUACCUGGUUGCUUCGAUUCACAUCUGAGCACUGCAGGUCACUAUAAUCAUAGAACAUUUUCAUGGAAUUCUUUCUGUUGGUACUUCUCUGCUGUCAAAAUGAUACAACCUACAACAAUUGGCAUUAAAUUUUGCAUUUAGCAAACAUCAAUGUGCGGUACAUUUUAGAUUUCUUUGGUCA
Molecule: messenger RNA, 3827 nt
Organism: Sycon ciliatum
Lineage: Eukaryota; Metazoa; Porifera; Calcarea; Leucosolenida; Sycettidae
Exons: 4
Coding region: 337-3120 (927 amino acids)
Source: RefSeq, a predicted model, not a curated record